AUGUCGAGUUUUACCGGGGUAGAGUGUGUGACGAAACCCCGGAUACAGCGUCGCUUCAGUCCGUCGCGUCAAGAUCGUGAUGGUCCAUCAAAGUUGCUUGAAAAUGCAUCAAUUUGGCGCUUCAACUUGUUCGCAGGCCGAUCGAGCUGUGCGCCUCCGUCUCUUCUGCUGCUUGUGCUUGAAAGCGACACUGCAUCGUCCACAAACAAGAUGCCAGCAAGCACACCGCCUACGCCCAGUGUGACUGAUGCCCGUGGUGGCAGCUGUUUCGGCAUCUCCAUCGUCUUCCCAUUUCCAACAAACUCCCCCAACGCCUUCGCUUUCUUCGCUUCACUUUCACCUUCCUCCCUCCCAGCGUACAUCUACACGUUAUGCCCAACGACCCAGGCUCGGAGGAGCCUUUCGACUUCGAAGCUGAACUCUAGAGACUGCAUCUCGAGCGCCUUAGGAAUCGUCGUGCCUACUGCAGUGUCUGGUCGUCAUUGGUUUGAUGAAGCCUCGUCAUCGGAACGCAGAACUCACCAGGGCCAUUCCCCCAACAUGGACAAGCCAUUUCCACCCCGCCAGCACGCCGCAGAGGAUUUUGACGAUGAUGGGCAAGCUUCGUCUACGGAACGCAGAAGCCACCAGCGCCAUUCCACCAACAAGGACAAGCCAUCUUCAUCCCAUCAGCAUACCGCAGAGGGCUUUGCCGAUGAUGAGCAAGUUUCCUCGAAGGAACGCAGUAAUCACCAGCGCCAUUCCACCACCAAGGACAAGCCAUCUUCAUCCCAUCACUAUACCGCAGUGGAGUUUGACGAUGACGUACGGAACGCAGAAGAAAAGCCAUCUUCAUCCCAUCAGCAUACCGCAGAGGGCUUUGCCGAUGACGAGCAAGUUUCCUCGAAGGAACGCAGUAAUCGCCAGCGCCAUUCCACCACUAAGGACAAGCCAUCUUCAUCCCACCACUAUAGCGCAGAGGACUUUGACGAUGAUGAGCAAGUUUCCUCGAUGGAACGCAGUAUUCGCCAGCGCCACUCCACCAGCAAGGCCAAGCCAACUUCAACUACCUCUUCCCACCGGAGGGUGACGAUCAGGACCGAUGAUGAUGGCCGUGAUGAGCAAGCACUCCCAAAGGAAGGCGGAGCUCGACAGCGCCUUCUCACCAACACGCGGCCUGAACCAGAAGCCUUGGAGUCUCCGCACGGCCUUGAUACUGAUCAGGCAGCUCCACGGCGCCUUCUCACAAGCGCGCGGCCCGAACCAGAAAUCACAGAGCCUCCGCACGCCCUUGAUUCUGACAAGGCAGCUCCAUCUCAUCAGCGACCAUCAGCACAGUCAACCGAAGACGGAGAGCCAUCAUCACCACAGCCUUUCACUCGACCCAUCUUCCCACCAGGUAUGCAUGCAUACAUUCUCUGCGAUUGA
Molecule: messenger RNA, 1407 nt
Organism: Pseudocercospora fijiensis CIRAD86
Lineage: Eukaryota; Fungi; Ascomycota; Dothideomycetes; Mycosphaerellales; Mycosphaerellaceae
Exons: 5
Coding region: 1-1407 (468 amino acids)
Source: RefSeq, a predicted model, not a curated record